AAAUUUGCACACACCUUUAAAGAAACGAAACUAAACUGGGGUGGGGUGGGGCAAUUUAGCCUAUAGUCAAGAGCUACUUCUGUACAGUAACUCCUUUUUAUUUAUUUAGGCUUCACUUUUUUUCUUUCUUUUUUUUUACGUUUAAGGAGUCCUUUUGUUUGAAUGCACUUAGAAAGAAACAUAGUUUAACACCAAGCAUGAUUAUAAUGCUAUACUGUCUAAUGAUGUUAACAAAAUGACAACUAUUACAGUGCUAAAAAAUAAAAUAAAAACAUUACUGGUCCAGUUCUCAAAUAGCGACAACCUUAGCCUUAUUAUAAGAAUAACAAAACAUGCAAAUAAAAAGGUGUUCUAUCAGUAUUACGCAACAUUUUAUAGUGAAGUGAAACUGAAACCUGUUUUACCUCUUAUAAAACCUGGUCUGAUCUUCUUUGUACUGUACUUUUCUCCUGAGCUGGAGACAACACCUACAGACAGAGCCUCAUGGUGUCCCUGUUUCUCCACUUACAGUCAUGACUUCCAUCAGUUCAUCCCUCUCUGGUGAGCUGCUCCAGUGCCGUAUAUGUCUGGAGGUGCUCACUGACCCAGUCACCACUUCAUGUGGACACAACUUCUGCAAUGCUUGUAUAAAGGCAUGCUGGGAGAGUGGACAGCUCUAUCUUUGCCCUCUCUGUAAGGAAGGAUUUGAUAGUAAGCCAGAAUUGAAAAUAAAUGUAGCAUUUCAAAAGGUUGUUGACCAUUACAAGGUGCAUCAACAGCCAAAGGAACUCCAACACCAAACAAAAUCGUUUCAUCACAUUUUAUGCGACGUCUGCUCUGAAAACAAGCUAAGGGCAGUAAAGUCUUGUUUGCAGUGUGUAACAUCUUUCUGUGAGACUCACCUGACCAAUCAUAAAACCGCACCAAGGCUUGUAAGGCACAAACUGAUCAACCCCGUGGACAACCUGGAAGAUUAUAUCUGCAAAAAUCAUGAUAAACCACUGGAGAUGUUCUGCAGGGACGAAAAGACCUGUCUGUGUCUGUUUUGCACUGAAACAGAACAUAAAACUCACAAUGUUGUUUCUAUUGAAGAAGAAAGUGUACACAAGAGGGUCCAACUGGAAAAGACACAGGCAGAAAUAAAGCUGAUGAUCCAGGACAGAUGUAAUAAGAUUAAGGAGAUAAAAAACUUGGCAAAGUCCAUCAAGAGGACCAAUGUGAGAAAUAAAGCAAAUAAAGUUGAGCUGUUUACUGAUUUGAUCCACUCCAUUGAGAGAUGUCAGUCUGAGCUGCUGGAGGUGAUGGAGCAGAAGCAGACAGCAGCACAGAAUCAGGCUGAAGAGCUGAUUAAAGAGCUGGUGCAGGAAAUCACUGAACUGGAGAGAAGAAACACUGAGCUGGAGCAGCUCUCACACACUGAGGAUCACCUGCACCUCCUACAGGUCUUCUCAUCUGUGUGCAGCCCCCCAGGAGUCAAGAGCUGGACUAACGUCAACAUUAACACAGAUCUACUUAACACAGACAUUCUGGAUAAAACUCUUACUUGCCUCAAGGAAAAAGUCAACAAGGAACUGAAAAUAAUCCAUGAUAUCACUCAACCAUCUGUUGUUCACGGAAUCAACUUCAAUCCCCAAACAUCACAACCUUCAACCAAUAGGAUAUUUGCUCCCUCCCAUCAUUCACUGGUACCUAAAAGUUCUACAGCGAUGGAGAAAAUAGAUACGUUGAAAACACAGAAGAGCAGCCUGACAGAGAUUUCAAAUAUUAAAACAAGCAAAAAUCAGACAGAGGGCAAAAUCUACUUUACUCUGGGUAAAACAGACUGUGGCCUUCGCUCGGCGAAUAAAGCAGAAAAUAUUAAUAAGCAAGUGAAGGUCUCAUGGUUUGGUCUGGGUCUAAAUACAAUACAGCAACUUUACGGAGUGGAUGUGAUUUUGGAUCCUAACACAGCUCAUCCUAAACUCUUCCUGUCUAAAGAUGGGAAACAAGUGAGUCAUGGUGGAUCCUGGAGAGAUGUUCCCAAUAACCCUGAGAGAUUUGACUUGUCUGCUUGUGUCCUGGGAAAGGAUGGGUAUUCCUGUGGGAGGUUUUACUUUGUGGUCCAAGUCGGUGAUAAGACUGAAUGGGACUUAGGGAUGGCUCGGGAGUCCAUUAAGAGAAAGGGGAAAAUAACAGUGUGCCCAGAGAAAGGAUUUUGGUGUAUUUGGCUUAGAAAUGGGGGUGAAUAUAUGGCUAAUGAUUAUUGUCCCGUUCCUCUUUCUCUGAAAGACAAACCCCAGAAGGUGGGAGUGUUUGUGGAUUAUGAGGAGGGUCUGGUCUCCUUCUACAAUGUGGAGACCAAGGCUCUUAUCUACUCCUUCACUGGUCAGUCUUUCACUGAAAAAAUCUAUCCAUUUUUCAGCCCUUGCAACAAAAGAGGAGAUAUUAACUCAAAGCCUCUGAUUAUCCAUACUCUUUUGACACAACUGAAAAUGAACAGAUAUUCAUUAGAGAUGGCUGAUCACACAAAGACGGAACACAGUCAAAACACAUCUAAUGUUCUGUGUGAUGCCUGCCAUGGAAAUCAAAAACUCAGCGCAGUAAAAUCAUGCUUGCAAUGUGUAACAUCCUUCUGUGAGACUCACUUGGAAAAUCACAAAACAGCAGCAAGGCUCAUAAAACACAAACUGAUCGACCCCGUGGACAACCUGGAAGAUUAUAUUUGUGUAAAACAUGAAAAACCUCUGGAGUUAUUCUGCAGAGAUGACCAGACAUUUCUCUGUCCUAUCUGCAUAGAAAUAGGACACAAAGCACACAACAUUGUUCCUAUAGAACAAGAGAGUGGAGAUCAGAGGGCUCAGCUGGAAAAGACACAAGCAAAAGUCAAGAUGAUGAUCCAGGAUAGAAUAAAGAAGACAGAGGAGAUAAAAAGCUCUGAAAAGAACAACAAUGUUAAAAGUCUCACCGCUCUGAUUGAGAGAUGUCUGUCUGAGCUGCUGGAGGUGAUCGGGGAGAAGCAGAAAGCAGAAGAAAAGCAGGCUGAAGAGCUGCUUAAAGAGCUGGAGCAAGAAAUGACUGAGCUCAAGAGCAGAGAGACGGCGCUGGAGCAGCUCUCACACACUGAGGAUCACCUGCACCUCCUACGGACUUGCUCAUCUGUGUGCAGCCUUCCACAAGUCAAGUCCCGGACCAGCAACAUUACUGAUAUGAAUAUAGAUCUGACCACAGAAAUCUUUGAGAAAGCUCUCCAGGGCCUUCAGGAAAACAUCAAAAUGGAACUGAAGAAAUUCUUUGAAAUCAUCUACUGUCCACACAGACCUUCAGUUGUUCAAGAGUCUUCCGCCUCAGAUUCUGUUCCUUCUCAUCCUUUACUGAUGUCUGAAAGUUCUACAGUGAUGGAGGAAAAAGAUGUUUCUGCUAUCCUGAGCACAAAGCAGGGCACUCUGACAGAAAUUUCAAAUACUACAACAAGCAAUGUUCAGACAGAAAACAAAAUCUACUUCAGCAAGAGCAGCACUCCUUCACCAAAAAGAGUGGAAAAGAUGAAUAAAAAAGGUGCUGUAACUGAUAAGACAGACAUAUACAGAAUAGAACACUUUUUUGCUUUAAAGUCUUUAACUAAGUGCUUUAUUGUGCCAGAUCUGAGUACAAUAAAGAAACAUUAUGCAGUGAAUGUGAUAUUGGAUCCUAAAACAGCUCAUCCUAAACUCAUCCUGUCUAAGGACAGAAAACAAGUGAAGCAUAGUGGAUCCUGGAGAGAUGUUCCCAAUAACCCUGAGAGAUUUGACUCGUCUUCUUGUGUCCUGGGAAAGGAUGGGUUUUCCUGUGGGAAAAUUUAUUAUGAGGUUGAAGUCGGUGAAAAAACUGAAUGGGACUUAGGUAUGGCUAGAGAGUCCAUUGAGAGAAAGGGGAAAGUAACAGUGUGCCCAGAGAAUGGAUUUUGGAGUAUUUGGCUUAGAAAUGGAGAUGAAUAUGUGGCUAAUGAAUCUUGCCCCGUUCCUCUUUCUCUGAAAGACAAACCCCAGAAAGUGGGAGUGUUUGUGGAUUAUGAGGAGGGUCUGGUCUCCUUCUACAAUGUGGAGACCAAGGCUCUUAUCUACUCCUUCACUGGUCAGUCUUUCACUGAAAAAAUCUAUCCAUUUUUCAGCCCUUGCAACAAGCGAGGAGAUGUGAACACAAAGCCUCUGAUUAUCUACUAGUUAGUUAGUCUUCUACUAGUUAGUGUAUUUAUUAAACAAUGUAAAGUUUUAAUGCAACAAAUAAAUGACAAGGGUCACACAUUGCCCUAAGAUUGAAUGUCUAACCUUCCUACAUCCAAACAUCUGUAUGUUUGAUUAAUUAGAAUUACUAUACUUUAUUAUUUUUAUGUAUCAAAUACAUUUUUACAUUACAGAAGUUGUAUGAAAUAUUACACUAUUCUAAUAAGGACAUUUGGUAUGGUAGCAUUGCUUGUAUUGUGUUCACCCAUAGAUUAAUAACUUUCACUUGUAUGAUUUUCAUCUUUGGAUAAAACUGUCUGCUAAACAAAUAAACAUAAAUGUUGUUGAUGCUUUCAUUCUGUCAC
Messenger RNA from Carassius gibelio (silver crucian carp), 4522 nucleotides. RefSeq lists its product as uncharacterized. The coding region runs from base 513 to 4157 and encodes 1214 amino acids. The record is from RefSeq and is a predicted model, not a curated record. The transcript is spliced from 14 exons. Gene Ontology annotation, molecular function: protein binding; zinc ion binding. NCBI's taxonomy places the organism in Eukaryota, Metazoa, Chordata, Actinopteri, Cypriniformes, Cyprinidae.